GUGCUGUGUACUGAUAGAUCAAAGAGAGAAUAUAUGUGGUUCCAAGGCUGUGUUUGACUGUGCUGUGUACUGCGAGAUCAAAGAGAGAAUAUAUGUGGUUGUGACUCAGACCGCCCACAUCAUGGACACAGCAAGCUCCCAAUACAUCACAGCAAGCUCCCAAUACAUCACAGCAAGCUCCCCGUGCCAAGUACAUCUGUGUUCUAAGUGUCCGGGGGACACAGCGUACUAUUGUGUAUCAUGUCCAUGUGAUCUGUGUCCCCAGUGUAAAGAGAACCAUGUAAAAGAUCUCAAAACAAUAGACCAUGAUGUUGUGUCACACCGUGAUAAAAUCAGCUACAUCCCAACACAAGAGAUCUGUGUGAGACAUCCUCGCCAUGUUUAUACAAAGUACUGUGAACCUUGUCAAGUUCCCGCCUGUAAUAAUUGCCAAACACAUAGAAAACACACUCAGAUAGAUGUUACAACAGCCUAUAAAACAAAGCGACAACAACACAGAGGAACCAUUCACACCAUCAGGAGUGAGGCUCUCUUUUACAGACCUGUUCUCCUGACAGGAAUCAAAGCUGAUGUCAAAACCUGUCACACAGAAUUCUCCCCCCUUCAAUCAGAGAUGUUAACAAAGGCCCAGAAACUGAAGGAUCUCAUUGACUAUGUGGUAUAUGAUCUAUUGAACAAUGUGUUAUGUUACUUCAAACACAGAUGUAAAAAACAAAAGAUAAAAAUGAUCAGACAUAUUGUCAGACUAAGGAGAUAUGAACACAGAUAUGUACAGCCAGCAUUCACAUUCAGUGCGCUACAAUUCCUCUCCUUCACAAAGACAGCCCUCCCCCAGAUACAUCUUACACUCCACACCAGCCAGCUCUCCAUGACUGAGUCACUCAACAAGGAGGAUGUGAUGGAGUCACUGAGUGCAAUCCAAAUCACAGAGAGAGGAAACCGACGCGUAGGAAACCAGUGUCUGCUGAAACUGACGUCUGGUGCUGAGUUCCAUCAAUCUCUCACAGUGACAGGUGUUUAUUGUUGUGAUCACAUUUCCUGUGUGACAUCAGACCGGGUCUGGGUCAGUGGUAUAAACAAUCUCAUGUUGACAGACACAACAGGUGUCCCUCUACAUCGUGUGGAGGAUUCAUGUAGUUAUAUAUCUGGAUUACACACAGUGAACAGUGAGAGUGAACUGAUUUAUAUAGAUUGGAAUUCUAACAUCAACAAACUGUCAAAGGAUAUGAAAACAACCACCACAUUUAUAGAGAGAACAGACUCUACAUGGGAACCACGGUGUGUGUACUGGUCCCCGUCCACUGGGGAUCUACUGGUCGGGAUGUAUAACAGUGAUACAAAGACAGGCAAGGUAACCCGGUACAACCAGAGUGGACAACUCACACAAACCAUACAGAACGACAACACAGGACGGGGACUGUAUAGAUCACCUAACUAUAUAACAGAGAACAACAAUGGGGAUGUCGUGGUGUCUGACAUUAUAGACUUUGUGUCUGGUACUGUAGUGGUGACAGAGCGUGGAGGAAGACAUCGUUUCUCCUACACAGGACAUCCAUCAGGAUCACGACUAUGGCCAUGUGGAAUCUGUACUGACGCGCUGUCACACAUCCUGGUGUGUGAUGGUAGAACCAAAACAGUACAGAUGAUAAAUAAGGACGGUCAGUUCCUGUCACAUCUACUGACAAAAUCACAAGAGAUGGGUGUACCAUGGAGCCUGAGUUAUGAUGUCAACACUCACCGUCUCUGGGUCGGAUACAACAACAACAAGGUGUGUGUCUACAGGUAUAUCACCAGACAGGACGCUCUGACAGAUAAACACAGACCCCGUCCUGAUGAGGAGGCCAUGUCCAGCUCAACACCAGCCGUAUAAUGGAGAUAACUUGGAUAUUGACAGGUUGUAAAUGUUUCUGUACAAAUCUAGUCUGCUCUCAAAACCACACAUGUUGUUUGUCACUUUGUUCAACAUCUGCAGCUGAAAUUGAGCUGUGUAUAAUUCACAUGGACUGUAAUACUGACUCCUGUUUAUUUCACACUUUGUGAUCAUCCAAACAUGGCUGUCUGUUGCUGAGUGAGAAACAUCAUGUUAUACAAGUCUUAUUUUCUGAAUGUGGAAUAUUAUAAAACAAAUAUCCACAUGAAGUCUAUAAUGUUAAACUGAACAAUUGAACAUUGUAAAUGUUGGAUCUAUAUCAAUUCCAAAAUGUAUCUUUGUUUUGCUAAUUGUGCCAUUAUUAUACCCCAUGUAAUGGAAUUGUUAGAGAAUAAUGACUUCGACCUAUCUCAGUCAGUCCUGGAUUUUAAGCAAAACUUAUAUUCAACAGCUGCACAGAAUUUUAUCAUGUUUAAUAUGAAAUUUAUGAAACUUUUAAGGUAUUUAGGACACAACAUGUAGAUGUGCUAAUUACUAGGAAGUUCUGAUUCAUUUAUCUUUCUAGGAAUUUUAGCCCCAUUGAACUUAGAAUUUUGUCCAAAUGUUGAAUUUAGCAAUGAUUUUUUUGUAGGUAGUUAGAACACAAUGUGUUGAUUUGCACAUUUCUAGGAAAUUUUAAUUACAAUGUUUUGUCUUCAAAUUUUGAAGCAUUAGAAUUUAGUAUGUUGCUGUUUAAGACAAAUGAUGAAAUAUGUGCAUAAUUGCAGAAAGUUUUGAUCCGAUAAUGUUUUGCUAGUAAUGCCCUUUAUCAUGUUUAGCUAACUGAGCUGAAAGCUCAAGUGAGCCUUUCUGAUCACAUUUUGUCUCUUGUCUGUCCGUCUGUUUGUUUGUCUGUCCUCUGUCCGUCAACUUUUCACAUUUUCAACAUCUCCCCCAGAACUACUGGGUCAAUUUCAACCAAACUUGGCACAAAGCACCCUUGGGCAAAGAAGAUUCAAAGUUGUGAAAAUUAAGGAACGUGCCCCUUUUCAAGGGGAGAUAAUUAGGAUUUAUGUAUCCCAACCUGAGAGAAAUUCAAAGCCACCCUAUCAUCCCUUUAAUUAAGGUGGUAUGGAACAUCUGUCAAAAAUGAUGUGAAUUAAAGUACAUUACUAUUGAAAUACUUUCAUUGGUUUAGAAUUUUCUUUCACAAUAUUUUACCAUAAAAUAUGUUUUAGAAAAUUUUGGAAAAGUAAUAAAUUUUUCAAACUGGACUCGAACUCGUGACUUACAGGUCCGUAGUGAGCGCUCUAACCCACUGCACUGCGCUGUAAGGUAACAAUGAUGGGAAAGAAACUAUUUAUAAAAUUACACUUGAUUUAUUGUUUAUUUCGAUAAAUAAUAUGACACAACAUGAAGGUGUCCCAUACCACCUUACAUGUAAAUAAUGAAUUUUAAUCAAAAUUUUGAUUUAUUCUAUUCAUUUAACAAAUUUUUCAAAAGAGCGGUCCCCAUACAAUUCGCAUCAGUUGCAAUCAGCCAGUACCAGAAUUACAUGCUUCCAGAUUUACUUUUUUGUGUACUGCGUCAUCAGAAAGUGGUGUAGAAUGCCACCUUAAUGCAUACUCGGCCAUUCAUGAUGUGUAUCGUUGUCAAGUAAUGGGAGAACAUGGGGUGUUUGAGUUUGCUCACUUUUUCUUUCCUUCUUGUCCAAGUAUUUGGUAUUAAUCAUUUAAUACUAUUAUAAAUUAUUUUUUUUUAUUUCUUGCAGACAAGCUGCUUUUUAAACGCCUUCAGGGGGAGACAGUAGAAAACCUUCCAGGAUUAUCCAUAAUUCCAAUGGAGUUACAGAAGCCAAAUAAUUACCGGUCAUCAACAGACUUUGUGUUCUGUGCGUGAACUCUACAUAAACAACGUUUCAUGAAUGGACUCUGUAUCUGUGUAGGUGAACAAAAAUAACGCUUCAUCAAUGGACACUGUUGCUGUGUAUGUGAACAAAAAUAACGCGUCAUCAAUGGACACUGUUGCUGUGUAUGUGAACUCUGCACAAAAAUAACGCGUCAUCAAUGGUCUCUGCGUUCUGUGUACAUGAAAUCUGCACAAAAAUAAUGUAUCUGUCUGCCUGAACUCUACAUAUAUAACGCGCCAUCAAUGGACUCUGUAUCCGUGUGCGUGAACUCUACAUAUAUAACGCGCCAUCGAUGGACUCUGUAUCCGUGUGCGUGAACUCUACAUAUAUAACGCGCCAUCGAUGGACUCUGUAUCCGUGUGCGUGAACUCUACAUAUAUAACGCGCCAUCGAUGGACUCUGUUUCUGUAUAGGUGAACUCUACAUAUAUAACGCAUCCUCAAUAGACUCUGUGCUCUGUGUACCUAAACUCUUUAUGAAUAAGGCAUCAUCAAUGGACUCUGUCUUUUGUGUACGUGAACUGUACUGUAAUUUGUUAUCAUACGUUUUUUGUCAAUUUUAUCUAAGUGUAAAUUUUGUCAGUAUAUAAUAUGUUUUACAUAUCUAAGCUCCUGAAAUUUCUGGUAUCAUUCGGUGCUAGGACGGAGAUGUCCAUUACAAUUGUAGCCAAUGUGUCACAUAUUGUUUUUUUUGUAAUUUUGAUUUUUACACAAGAAAUCUUGUAUGUUGUAAUAAACAUUAUAUUCAAAGGGGAAUAACUCAAAAUGUGUAUUUUUCAGUCAGGAUGAAAAAACAGUUAUUCCCCUUAUAUAAUUUUCAUAAGAUGGAAGUUUUACUUAAAAAUGAGAAAUGAAUUUGAUGGUGUUUAUCCGUGACAGUUUUAUUGGUAGGAUUGAUCAUUUGGAAAGAAGUGAUCUGAUAAGCUUUUGAUAAGAAUUUGAUAAGUUUUCGUUGGGUUUUUUUAUACAAUGUUAUGUAGUUUUAAUUUCAAUAUAUUAAUAGUUGAUGUUAGUUUUUAAUUGAUUAAGUUUGAGCUGUGCCUGUGUAACAAUUGGUGCAUCAUAUAUUGCUUGUUAUGCUCAAAAGGUAGGUCACAGUGACCCAAUUAGAAUUAUGGUAGUUUAUAGUGAAACUAUUUUAGAACAUAUCUAUUUAUUUGAAAAAAUAAACUAACUUGUGUUUUAGAAAUGAUGUACCAUUAAUUAUACCAGAAGUCAUAUACUCAUGUAUAUAUCAAUUUGAAAGUAGGUCUUGAUGACCUCAAUUUGUAUUUAGCAUGUUGUUAAUCCUAUGUGUUUGUUAAUGGUGUUUAAGCACAUUUCUCACACUCUGUAUCUCUGUUGACCAGAUAGAUAGGACAACUCAAGUUAAUGUCAUUUAUUUGGAGAAAUAUUGUACGCAAGUUUAAGCGAGAUGAUUUUUUUGUGUUUACCCACACAAUAAACCUGAUGAAAUACAUUUAUAACAUAUAUAUAUAGUAUUAUGUUUAUUUUUAUUGUGUUUACUCUUACCAUGAAAAACAUAAUACUUGUAUACAAAUGAUGUUUGGGGAAAUGUAGCGAGCUGUAGAUAAAAGUCAAUAAACUUAAAGUGACAUGUC
Molecule: messenger RNA, 5358 nt
Organism: Magallana angulata
Lineage: Eukaryota; Metazoa; Mollusca; Bivalvia; Ostreida; Ostreidae
Exons: 5
Coding region: 122-1870 (582 amino acids)
Biological process (GO): positive regulation of DNA-templated transcription
Cellular component (GO): nucleoplasm; chromatin
Molecular function (GO): ubiquitin-protein transferase activity; zinc ion binding
Source: RefSeq, a predicted model, not a curated record